This is a messenger RNA of Labrus bergylta (ballan wrasse), 4225 nucleotides long. It is a transcript of the gene trip10b, whose product is annotated as thyroid hormone receptor interactor 10b. Gene Ontology annotation, biological process: signal transduction. The record is from RefSeq and is a predicted model, not a curated record. NCBI's taxonomy places the organism in Eukaryota, Metazoa, Chordata, Actinopteri, Labriformes, Labridae. Gene Ontology annotation, molecular function: protein binding.
UCUCUCUCUCUCUCUCUCUCUCUGGGACCCAAACUUGUUUCAGGAAAAAGCGCCUGAACGUUUUUUUUUUUUUCUCUCUCCCUUGCUAGAAGAAACAGGACAGCCGCCUCCGUGCCAAGGAGAAGGCGUAGACUUCCUCCAAACAUUUCCUUCGCCAUCUCCGCUUUCGAGACGCAAAACUUCUUGUGGAAUCUAUUUUGAAUUUGGAGAGGAGUUUUUUUUUUUUUUUUUACACCUUUACCGCCUCAACACCACCUGUUUAUUUUCUUUUUCUUUGCUCUUAAAAACAACAGAGAGGAGCUGAACGUUUGCGGAUAUGGACUGGGGAACAGACCUUUGGGACCAGUAUGACCACAUUGACAAGCACACGCAGUCAGGUCUCGACCUGGUGGAGCGAUACAUAAAGUUUGUGAAGGAACGGACAGAGAUUGAACAAAGUUAUGCCAAGCAACUCAGAAGUCUUUCAAAGAAGUACGCUAAACGAGGGAGCAAAGACGAACAAGACUGCAAAUUCAGCAAUCAUGCAUCGUUACAGGAGAUCCUGAAUGAGCUGAGUGAUUACGCCGGCCAACGGGAGCUCAUUGCUGAAAACAUGAUAACCGGCAUCUGUGUGGAACUCACCAAAUACCUUCAGGAUCUCAAACAGGAACGCAAAACACACCUGUCUGAUGCCAAGAAAGCCCAGCAGAAUCUAGAGAUCAGCUUUAAACAACUAGAAAGUACUAAGAAGCGCUUUGCAAAGGAGUGGGCCGAGGCCGACAAAGCCACACAACAAGCAGAGAAAACAGAGAGCGACCUCAAUGCCACCAAACUGGAUGUUGAGAAGGCCAAGCAGCAUGCCCACUCCCGCACACACACAGCGGAGGAGUGCAGGAACGACUACGCUGCUCAGCUCCAGAAAUACAACAAGGAACAAAACUUCUUCUACUACACAGAGAUACCACAGAUCUUCAAUAUGAUGCAGGACAUGGACGAGCGGAGGAUUCGGAAGCUGGCAGAGGGUUACUGCCAGUUUUCAGAGAUAGAGAAGAAAGUGCAGCCCAUCAUUUCCAAGUGUUUAGAAGGAAUCUCUGCAGCAGGUGUAAAAAUAAAUGAGAAACAGGACUCGCUUCUGUUUAUAGAGCAGCACAAGUCUGGUUUUGAGCGACCUGGAGAUGUGGAGUUUGAAGACUACAGCCAAGGUAUCAAACCAGCGACCUCUGACUCAAGUCUAAACCCACCCAAAGUGCGUGCCAAGCUCUGGCCUUUCAGCAAGAAGAACAAGAUAACGCAUGCUGAAAAACUCAUGCCACCUGCUGCGGAAGAUUUCUCUCAUCUUCCUCCGGAGCAGCAGAAGAAGAGGCUGCAGGCGAAGAUUGAUGACAUCACCAAAGAGCUGCAGAAAGCGCAGGAUCAAAGUGAUGCUCUGGAGAAGAUGAAGGGUGUGUACGAGCAGAAUCCACAGAUGGGAGACCCCUCCAGUCUGGAGCCACAGAUCACAGAAACUUCCCAGAACAUCGGCCGCCUGAGGGGGGACCUCACAAAAUAUGAGACGUGGCUGUCGGAAGCAGUUGGAGGAGAAGAAGCUGCCAACACCAUCAACAAUAACACUCAACAUGGUGUUGUCGCGGCUAACCCCACUCAGAACAUCUACACAGAAUUUGAAGACGAGUUUGACGACGUAGAAACUCCUAUCGGCCAGUGCACGGCUCUGUAUACAUUUGAAGGCCACAGUGAGGGCACAGUUUCCAUUACUGAGGGAGAGCUGUUGAGUAUAAUGGAAGAGGAUAAAGGAGAUGGGUGGAUGAGAGUCCUUAGAUCCAGUGGAGAAGAGGGCUAUAUACCUUCAUCCUAUGUGAAAGUUGGCCCAUAACAUUGACACCAUCACAUAAACUUAGAGCUUGUGGUGGAAAGUUUAGAGUCAGAGGUGAAUUCAAAGUCAUCCACGAUAAUUGGAGCUGUUCUCUCCAUCUUUUACCUCGGCCAGUGACGUGUAUGGUGAGAUGAAAGUGAGUGAUUAUAAAGCUUGUUAUCAAGGCUGACUGCAAUUAUCCCACACGCCGUGCUUUGUCCCUCUUCAGUAGCAAAGUCUGUCUCCUAACAAAGAUGGUCAUUCCUCUCUGAUCUUUCUAGAUUUCAGCUCUGUUAAAAACCAAACGUUUGAAUGUAUACCUGAACUUCUUGUCACUGUGUUUAGUGACGACGCCUGUUUCAUAAUCAACUGCAUUUUUGUUAUGUCAGUAUAUCCACUAACUUGACUUUCCCAUUGCCACUUCUAAUAACGUGCUGAACUUGUUCUGUUUGUUACACUAACCUUCUACAAAAAGCUUUUACUGACAGGAUAAUAUGAGGGUUUUUUUUUAAUCGUGGAGUGUUGACGUUAUAUGACGUGUAACUUGAUGAAAACCACUGCUAGACAGGGAUUUCUGGAAAUGUAAAACGCCUCCAUUUACCCCCAAUAUGCACAGUCAUUUUCAGACACCGUGUGGUCUCUCAAUAAAAACAAAAUGUUAGUAGUGUGGGAUCAUGGGGGUUCAAGUCUUAACUGUUUUACAAACCACUAUUGCAGAUCAAAAUAUCCCUCACAUGGUUCCAACAGAGAACAUGUUCAGAAACAGGUAACCUUUAAAUGUUUCAGUCCUGUUAAAUCCAGUCUAGUUUUGUAAUUUCAGUCUAUUAAAACAGCAGCAAGUAAAGUUUGCUUAGGUAAAUAGUAAAUAGUGCCGAUAUAAUUUCCUACUGUCUUCGACAUUUUGCCUGCUGCUGUCUUGGUUUUUUGGAACCAGGGAUGACAUUACUUGGAAUAACGGCUAGAUACAACAAGGUUUAGUUUAUUGGCUCAAAUCAGAUGAGUAGUAGAUAUGAUGAGUCAAAUAAACAUUCAACCGCUGUACAUUUGUCAUAAAUGUAGAAAUUAGCUAUAGGGACCAAACUUUUUUGAUGUUGUACAUGGCUGUAAGCGUGUAUUUCAGCUGUUUAGUUAACUUUUUAACAUGGGAGGUCUAUGGGGAUUGCUACUGAAGCCAGCCCCAAGUGGCCAUUUGAAGAACUGCACUUUUGUGCAUUUCCUUGUUGGCUUAAUUUUAUAGCAGAUUAAAUAUUUAAGACUCUGAAAGAUGCCUUCUGAAUCUGAGUGAUAAAGUUUCAAAUAAGCUUUUGAAUAUAUUUAUGUUCACACAGAAGGACAGCUGUGAGUUUGAAUCCCUAUCACCUGCAUUUUAAGUGUUUAAAGAACUUUAAAUGGCCCGUAAGAGCAGGAGGAACUAUUAAGGCAAGCAAGAAAACUGUUAAACUACAUCCUGGCAUGUGUGAAUAGUUUAAAGAAGAAUGUGAACCUAACCUUAUAACUCUGUACUUUAAUUACAAUUUCUCUGCUAAAGCAAAUUUGCACAAAAUGUUUUGUUUUUGUGAAUUAAAGAAACAAAUAUGGAAGAAAUAGCACAAUAGCAAUAAUGAUCAAAGUUCAAUGAAAGGUAAAUGAGAAAAAAAGACCAUGAACUUUGUUCUGAUUGGCCUUUUCUAAUCCUCUGUAAAUGGCCAUUGGGUGAAUAUUUGGAAUUAUUGACAAAGAGUUUCAGAUUCAGAUCCUCACAAGAUCUCUGCGAAGAAUGAUGUUAAAUAUGAUUGAAUGCUUUUAACAUCUGAGUGUAGAUCCACUCUAGAAAUAUUUUAGGACAAAAGUACCCUCUUUAAUUAGUUAUUCGUGUCUGAUUUGUUUUUAUACGAAGAGUCAAUUUCUUAACAUCUCAUCCACCUCCCUUGCUAAAAUAUUUCUCUUCAAAAUGCUGCUUUUUGUUGAAUUUCACAAGAGGGUCUACAGUAAGUUUCCACUUCACACUUGUGUAUUAAGACAAUGGUUUGUUCAUGGCUUGAGCUCAGAUUUAAAGUGAGCACAGGGAAACUAUCCUGCUUCAGCAGAUACAUUUUAAGACAUUUGUCUACUCUGCAAUGAAACACAGUACAACAAUAAGUAGAACACAUUCAUAGAGGGAAUGUCCUCAUUGAGCCAUACAAUGUUAACCGGUCUCUCUCCACCACGCUGUCCUUUCAACACUUAAGGGUUUCUAUUGUAUGAUAUUAAAAAGUGAAUUGUAUGUAUUGACAUGUAUCAUUUGAGUUAGAAGGUGAAAAGAAGAAAAGCCAUCUGUUAAGAUUUUUUACUGUAUUCUUUAUGAAAAAUAUUGCAUGCAAAGAAAUAACUACAAUUAUUUCAUUUAAAACACUGAAAUAAAAAACACAAUUUCCA